Messenger RNA from Penicillium cataractarum, 792 nucleotides. RefSeq names its product transcription factor kapC. The transcript has 4 exons. NCBI's taxonomy places the organism in Eukaryota, Fungi, Ascomycota, Eurotiomycetes, Eurotiales, Aspergillaceae. The record is from RefSeq and is a predicted model, not a curated record. Gene Ontology annotation, molecular function: DNA-binding transcription activator activity, RNA polymerase II-specific; transcription cis-regulatory region binding. Gene Ontology annotation, cellular component: RNA polymerase II transcription regulator complex. Bases 1 to 792 code for a protein of 263 amino acids.
AUGCAGAACCCUGCUCAGGACCACGCGGAUCAGGUGCUCCAUGACCAGCUCCUGGCUGCUCAGCACAACAUGCACCGUCCCCAGGGCGGUCCGAUCCAGCAGCACCUGCAGCCGAACACUGCUAGCCCCCGUGAUCAGGCUAACAUCGACCCGGCCAUCUCUGGUGCCAUGAUGUCUGCUGCGCCUCAGACCCCUACCCAACCUCAGCAGGGUUCGCCGGACGAUGUUACCCCCAAGAGCUACGGCAAGCGUGAACUGUCAACCUCCAAGCGUGCUGCUCAGAACCGCGCUGCUCAGCGUGCUUUCCGCCAGCGCAAGGAAACCUACAUCCGCAAGCUGGAAGCUGAGAACAAGAACAUCGACGCUCUCCGUGAGCAGAUGAAGGCCAUCCUCAAUGAGAACUACAGCCUACGUGACUACGUCGUCACCCUGCAGAACCGUCUCAUGGACGCCUCCAUCGAUGUCCCCGAUGCACCGGGUAACAUCGAUCUUAGCCAGCCCCGUCACGACCUGUCCAUGGCCGCCGCCAUGCCCGAUGCCGGUCCUGCUGGCCAAGUGCCCAAUGCGCCGGUUCCUCAGCAACAGGCCCAGCACCCUGGUUCUGCCGGCGAUGAGCUGAAUCUGAACAGCAUCGCCGUCGCUGGCCUUGGCAUGCGCAAGCACCCGGACGAGAACGCUUUCAUGGCUGGUAACUUCCAGCACAACAAGCGCGUCCGCGUCGAUGACAACCAGGGUGACCUCUCCGACGCUAUCCCCAAGCAGGAGGCUCACCACGGGCUGCCCAUGGCUUAA